Molecule: messenger RNA, 900 nt
Organism: Rangifer tarandus platyrhynchus (Svalbard reindeer)
Lineage: Eukaryota; Metazoa; Chordata; Mammalia; Artiodactyla; Cervidae
Source: the annotation of a GenBank genome assembly
AUGAAUGGGGCUCCCCUCCCCCAUGAGGGGGGGUCCCCGCGGCCGCGCAGGUUCGCCCGGCCAGCCCCGGGCCCGGAAGACAAAAGCAGCACCAGGGAGACCAAUGGAGCGCUCCCCACCCCCACCCCCCUCGCCAAAACUUACCGGUCACCUCUCCCCUCCCCAAAACAAAAGAAGCUUCCCCUUCCCCCCCCGCCCGCUCCAGUCUCCGCCCGCCUCCCCCCAACCCCCGACGUGCCGGCACUUUGGGGGAGCGGCCCCAUCGGGGUAUUGUUCAGCCUGCAGGGAGCGCGCGCAGCACCCCAGCCCCAGCCCCCGGGGGACACUUGGGGAAGCUGGGCACCCCCUCUCCACUGCACCUCCGCCCCCCUACCGGAGACGGGGGUCCCCGGGCGGCCGGCCGGCCGGCCUGACCCCUCAGAGGGCGGGAAUGAGCUGGGCCCGGGCCUCCCCACAAGCACGAGCGAGAGAAGUUUCCGCAGCGCGCCCGGCCCGGGCCGAGCCCCGCGCGCGCACUCACCUCGCCCCGAGCCGCGCAACUUGUGUCCGGCGCCGCCGCUCCGAGCCUGCGCCCGCCGGCCGCCGCCGCCGCCGAGCCCGGGCCGCGCCGCGGCCGCCGAGGGCCCGGCGCCCGGAGCCGCCGCGCGCCGCCCCCCCGGGCCGCCCCCGCCCCGCGCCCGCGCCCCCCGCCGCCGCCGAGUCCCCGAGACGCGCGGGCGCUGGAAAGUUUCGGGUGCCGAAUGGCGGCGAGGGCGCUGCGGCGGCGGCGGCGGCGGCGGGGCGGGGGCGCGGGCGGCUCCUCGCUCCCGAGCGCGGAGGACGGGGCGGGCGGGGGUGGGGGGGAAACGGCGGCGGCGGCGGGAGAGGGCGGGACGCGGGAGGGACCGGCGCGGCCAGUGA